This is a messenger RNA of Saccoglossus kowalevskii, 1614 nucleotides long. RefSeq names its product metal cation symporter ZIP14-like. NCBI's taxonomy places the organism in Eukaryota, Metazoa, Hemichordata, Enteropneusta, Harrimaniidae. Gene Ontology annotation, molecular function: monoatomic cation:bicarbonate symporter activity; zinc ion transmembrane transporter activity. Gene Ontology annotation, biological process: zinc ion import across plasma membrane; intracellular monoatomic cation homeostasis. Gene Ontology annotation, cellular component: plasma membrane. The record is from RefSeq and is a predicted model, not a curated record.
ACGGCACCUCCGUCCGAAAUUUGAAUCUGAUUUGUCAUUGACGGAAAGUUUACACGCUUUUGUGACUGGUUUUAAGUUGCUAGAUUCCAAAAAACCCUAAUUUUGCGCUGUCUCGCCUCGAUUUCCAGUUGUAAUCUUGCUUUUCGCCACGCGGACUGCUUCUUGUUGCUGCUUCGCCAUGUGCCUGGGACAAACAUACUGAGCUUAUUUCGAUUUUGUUCGCGAAUAUUUCACACCACUGUGAAUUUGCUGUGAAUUCCCAGUGAUCGCGUUUGAUCUCCAGAUCAACUAACUCGUCAAAACUUCUAAACAAGCAACUUGGGGACCUUAUCUGGAGCAAUGGUCGCUUGUUUGCUCUGUUGUGUGUUUAUGUUUUUCAACCAUCACCACCACGUUCGCUGCCAACACCAAUCGGCCCGUCAAGCUGUUCCCACAGUUAUCGCUGGUACUUCUCCGGGACUAGCUUCCCAGUAUCACGUUGUCGAGAACACCGGACAAUUUCCAGUCACGACAGAGCGAACGAAAACGUCGACUUGCGAGCUACCGGGGGACACAUUCGGCGGCGACUGCCUCCAGCACGUCUUUGAGAAAUACGGAGAAAACGGCGUAAUGACUUUAUCGGGGUUUGAGAAGUUACUGCGCAGUAUCGGACUGUCCGAAAGUAGCAGCGACGAAGAACACCACGAUGACGAUGACGACCACCAUGUCGAAGACGAUUACGAAGCAGCUCGAAAGCAGUUCGAAGAUGCGUUGCAAAGAAAGAGUAUGUCGCUGUCGCAAAAAACCGGCACAAAUCGAGAAUCGGUCGACGACGUUAGGAUCGUGGACGACGCCUCGAUGUUGAAAGAUACACACAAACUCUCAACUAGAAGUGCGCAUACAAAUACAGAAGAAAACGAUCUCCAGUAUUCCAAGUUGCCUGGUAACAGCCGAAUUAAACGAGGAGACGAUUUUCAGAUGACAUAUAACGAUCUUUCCGAGAGCAAAGACGAGAGUUCAUCAUACUCAGAUGGUCUGGAUGUGUUAUCUGAACACGAACACGGAGGAGAAGAUGAUACACAUCAGUGCUGGAUGCCUAAGAGAUACUUUGAUAUAUCCAGUUACCAUAGCAACAGCAAUCAAGAUACCAUUGACCAAUCAGCUUUCAUUCAGAUAUGUCCAAUCUUAAUACAGCAACUAGAGAGCCAAUCAUGUCACAAAAACGACCGUGAUCAUUCUGAUGAAUAUGCAAAUGAGGACAACUUUACAGACAUUCCUCCACAUGUAUGGGGCUAUGGAAUACUCUCCAUAACUAUCAUUAGCCUGGUGUCUUUGUGUGGUAUUCUCAUCGUUCCGGUCUUUCGUAGAUUUCCAGAAGGUUAUAAGAGAUUAUUAGCUGUCCUUGUGGCGCUGGCUGUGGGCACUUUGUCAGGUGAUGCCAUACUACAUCUGAUUCCCCAUUCUUACGGACUCCACGCACAUGAAGAGAGUGAUGGCAGUGAGCACAGUGACCAUGGCGACGACAACAAAGCACAGGAAGCGGUUUAUCGGGGAUUGGUCGUUUUACUCGGCAUUUAUUUUUUCUUUAUGGUAGAAAGAUUGAUGCAUAUUUAUUCAGAUACGAAAAAAAAACAG